Molecule: messenger RNA, 1806 nt
Organism: Mytilinidion resinicola
Lineage: Eukaryota; Fungi; Ascomycota; Dothideomycetes; Mytilinidiales; Mytilinidiaceae
Product: laccase Lcc4
Exons: 8
Coding region: 19-1710 (563 amino acids)
Molecular function (GO): oxidoreductase activity; copper ion binding
Source: RefSeq, a predicted model, not a curated record
GGACCACCCUAGCUCACAAUGAUUACCCUCCCUUUAUUUGGUCUUUUCAUUGCCGUCGCAUCAGCCAUCCCUGCCCCUCAAGCAGCAACUGCGGUCUCUACAGCUUCAGCAGCUGUCGCAACGUGCGAUGGAAAUACGGCUAGUGACCGGAGUGUUUGGUGCGAUUAUGAUACGAGCACCAACUAUUAUACUGAUGGACCCACAACCGGGGUCACGGUCGAGUACUGGCUGGAAGUUACGAACACUACGCUAGCUCCGGAUGGGUUCGAAAGAAUCGUUCUGGCUGUCAAUGGGACUGUUCCGGGCCCCACAAUAGAAGCCAACUGGGGAGACACCGUAGUAAUUCACGUGACUAAUAGCCUUGCAAACAACGGCACCGGCAUUCACUGGCACGGCGUUCGCCAGAACUACACGAAUAUGAACGAUGGUGUCCCUAGCAUUACUCAGUGUCCGAUUGCUCCCGGCGAAUCCAUGAGCUACACAUGGAAAGCAACCCAGUACGGGACAUCUUGGUAUCACUCCCACUUUUCGCUUCAGGCGUGGGAGGGAGUCUACGGCCCUAUCGUUAUCCACGGACCUGCCACUGGAGAUUACGAUGAUGACUUCGGCGCCGUGGUCCUAAGCGACUGGAGUCACGACACUGUCGAUGCCUUGUACACCUACGCUCAAGUUUCCGGCCCACCACUGAUGACCACGGGCCUCAUCAAUGGACUGAACGCUUACAAUGGUAGCGGUACUCGCUUUGAGGGAACCUUCGAAUCCGGGACCAGCUAUCUCCUUCGCGUCGUCAAUGGCGCAAUCGACACUCAUUUCAAAUUUUCCAUCGAUAAUCACACCAUGACUGUCAUAGCAGCAGAUUUUGUUCCUAUCGUUCCUUACGCCACGGACGUAUUAGACAUUACCAUGGGACAACGCUACGAUGUCAUCGUCACGGCCGACCAAGACACUGCCAAUUACUGGAUGCGAGCCAUUCCGCAGUCCGAGUGCAGCAAUAAUGACGACAGCGACAACAUAAGAGCUAUCAUUCGCUACGAUUCCAGCUCCACCGACGACCCGACCUCCACUGCCUACGAUUACACUGACGACUGUAUUGAUGAAGACGUCUCUGAUCUCGUGCCAUUCCUCUCACAAACUGUCGUCAGUCCCACCGGCGACGACCUCACUGUUGCAGUUGGGAAGAACGCGAACAACCUCUUCCGUUGGCAGAUUGGCACCGAUAGCUUUGCCGUCGAGUGGGCGGACCCGACCAUCUUACAAGUGUAUAAUGGGGAGACAAGUUGGAGCGACGAGGAAUGCGUGUACAAUCUGAGCACUAGCGAGCAGUGGGUUUACUGGGUCAUUGAGACCACUAUUCCUGUACCACAUCCAAUCCACUUGCAUGGCCACGACUUUUUUAUCCUCGCUAGUGGCGAAUUUGAAACCUACAGUGACUCCGUCACGCUGAAUACGGACAAUCCGCCUCGCAGAGACGUGGCGACUCUGCCGACGAGCGGGUAUCUGGUAAUUGCCUUUUUGACAGACAACCCAGGAGUUUGGCUUAUGCACUGCCACAUUGGCUGGCAUACCUCUGAAGGUCUUGCGUUGCAAUUCGUAGAGCGCUCGACCGAGAUUUCUGCUUUGGUGGACUACGAUACUCUUAAUUCGACUUGUGCGGCAUGGGAGACGUACACUGCGGUGUCGGGAGUGGAAGAGGAAGAUUCGGGUGUGUGAUUGAGAUUGAAUUAAUUUGUACCUAGAGAGAGAGAGAGAGAGAGAGAGAGAGUAUAGAGAGAUGUAGUCAGGUUUCAAUAUGUUUAUCUGGCUUCU